UUAUCAAGAGCGGGGGUUUUUGGAAAACCCGUGUGUUUAUACAAUUCUCUAGGGUAUUUUCUGAAAUUCUUGUGUUAAUCACCGCCGAUAUAAAGUAAUGCGGCUAUAUAAAUCGAGCUGUGAUGGACCGAUCUCAGUCAGUGUAUCAUCUGAAUUGUAGCAGUGAUGAAGUGGUUUUCGUUGUUGGUCCCGCUUUUGGCGCUUUUUUCCCUACUCGAAAUUGGAUAUGCUCGAACAAUUCCUAAAAUAACCAUUAGGAAUGGCGACAUUAUUGUCCAUGGAAACUGCAACGGCUGCACUGCCCGAGCCACCAAAAACUCGGCUCAUUUAUCAUUUAAAUUUACUCGAAGAUGGUAAAUUAUUGUAGAGUGCUUAAAAAUAAAACGCCCUAAGCUUGCCAUAUUAAUUUAUACUAUUUAUUACUAAUUAAUUAAUAAAAAGCUUUAAAUAAAA
This is a messenger RNA of Drosophila takahashii, 453 nucleotides long. RefSeq names its product Bomanin Tailed 1 (gene BomT1). Lineage: Eukaryota; Metazoa; Arthropoda; Insecta; Diptera; Drosophilidae. The record is from RefSeq and is a predicted model, not a curated record.